This is a messenger RNA of Parnassius apollo (apollo), 225 nucleotides long. NCBI's taxonomy places the organism in Eukaryota, Metazoa, Arthropoda, Insecta, Lepidoptera, Papilionidae. The record is from the annotation of a GenBank genome assembly.
AUGAUGCUGAAAGUUGUCCUAUUGCUGACUGCUCUGGCACUGGUCUGCUGCCAGCUCGAGCAGAGUAUCCUCACGCAGUUCUACUACCCGCGGAUAGCGUACCACAACCAGAGGAGCCACAAUCAACCAUCACGCACCAUCACUGCACAACUUAAUGCCAACGAAGAUGCAGAGUCCCUCAAGGUGCUGUCAGCGGUAACGCGUUCCAGACGUAGCGUAGCUUAG